This is a messenger RNA of Cimex lectularius (bed bug), 1640 nucleotides long. RefSeq names its product gastrula zinc finger protein XlCGF57.1-like. The coding region runs from base 143 to 1465 and encodes 440 amino acids. The record is from RefSeq and is a predicted model, not a curated record. The transcript is spliced from 2 exons. Lineage: Eukaryota; Metazoa; Arthropoda; Insecta; Hemiptera; Cimicidae. Gene Ontology annotation, molecular function: DNA-binding transcription factor activity, RNA polymerase II-specific; RNA polymerase II cis-regulatory region sequence-specific DNA binding. Gene Ontology annotation, biological process: regulation of transcription by RNA polymerase II.
UAGUUUUUGUCUGUUUUGUUUUUGUUUUUCGUAAUUAAGUGAAAAACUGCAAUAUUACGUUGUCGUGUGCUAAUAAUUAACUGCCAACUGAAAACGGACAAAUUCUGUCUGAUGCAUUCUCUUCAAUAACCAUAAAAGAAGGAUGUCUUUCACGGCUGAUGAAGGUUCACUUUCACAAGAGUGUGAUUUCAAUUCAAACGAAGAUAAGAGUGUUUACAGUGAUUUUGAAGUUCACGAGCAUAAAUUUGGGGUGGAAAUCAAAGAAGAGGAAGACGAAGAAGACAACAAAGAGAACAUUUUACCGGCAAAACAAGGACAACCCAAGAACACGGUCUGCACAGAAUGCUGGAAAAGGUUUUCGCGGAAAGUACACCUCCAAAGACAUUUAAAAACGCACACGUCCACGGCGAAGUAUCACAGCUGUAAAUUAUGCGACUACAAGGCGCUGUACAAAUCGUGCCUACAAGUACACCUUCGCAUUCAUACCCAGGAUAAGCCGUUUGCUUGUACCGAUUGCGAUUAUAAAUGUAAAACGAAGCAGUGCCUGACGACACAUUCCAGGACGCACACUGGUGAAAGGCCUUAUCGAUGUAGCCACUGCUCGUACAGAAGUUCACAAAUGUCACACCUCAAAUCUCACAUGAGGAUUCAUACGGGUGUCAAGCCGUUCGUCUGCGAGAUCUGCAAGAUGAGAUACCCUUACAAAGCGAGUUUUCAGAUACACAUGAGGACCCAUACAGGAGAGAAGCCAUUCGUCUGUCCAAAAUGCGGAUACCGAAGUUCACAGUCCAGCAAUUUGAAGACGCACAUGAAAGUACAUUCUGACGUUAAGCAUUACGCUUGUACAGAAUGCGAUUACCGCUGUUCCUACGCGAGCUCCCUUAAAGCGCACAUCCGAGUCCAUACAGGAGAAAAACCAUACGUAUGCACCGUCUGCGAUUUCAGAACAACCCAAGCCAGCCACCUGAAAGGCCACAUGACCACGCACACUGGCGAAAAGUCGUUCGUAUGUGUUCUAUGCGAUUAUAGGUGUACGAGGCCGGAACAUCUGAGAAACCACAACAAAAUCCACACGGAAGAAAAACCAUUCUCGUGCGAAAUGUGCAAUUACAGGUGCAGGGAGAAAAAGACGUUGAAAGUCCACAUGAGAGCCCACACCGGCGUCAAACCGUACAAAUGCGCACAAUGCGACUAUCGCUGCGCUUAUUCGGGCGCACUGAAAUCCCACCUUUUCACUCACACAGGUGAGAAACCGUUUAUGUGCAUGAUCUGCCGAUUUAGAUGUGCUCGCAUAAGCUCACUCAAAUCUCACAUGAAGACUCAUACUAUAACCAAAGAAUUUUCCUGUUCUCAAUGCGAGUACACGACCAAUUUUUCAAGCAAUCUAAGAGUCCAUGUCAAAAGACAUUCAGUGAAAGUUAAGACCGACCACGAUUCAAUGGUUAAAACAGAAAAAUCGGAUUAAUCUCUUAAAAGAUUGAAGUCACUUCGAUUUCUAUUAGUUACCAGAAAAAACCUUUCUUUGGUCACAUCUUUUAUGCAUUUGCAAAUGUUAAAAUUAUAUUCUUCAUUCUACUUUACCUUUUCGGAAUAUACUUUCAUUUAAAUAAAUUAAAUCUUCAAUUCACUGUUUAAAUAAA